UGUCAUUUUUAAGUCAAAACUAGAAAAACAAUAAACGCACGUGUGAUUUUAUAAAGAGCUCUCAAAAUUAAUUUGGAAUAAUAAUAAAACAGUAUGGUUAAGCCAAAAAAAGCCAAUUUAGUUCAAAAUAAAAAUGUAGCUUUGGAGAAGCAAUUAGUUCAGGGUAAAAUAACGAAACGAAAAAACAAAGAUAAGUUUCAUUUGCGCGCAGAAGAAAGUUCGGUGCUAGAUAGCAAAACAAGCAAAAAAAUUUUAGAUGCUGCGAAAGCCCAACAGUUGGAACUUAACGAUGAUAAUUUCCCUAGCCUAGGGGGGAAAAAAGCCUACACUCAUGUCAACAUAGGAGAAAUUGCUGAAGAGGACGAAAAUAAAGAUGUCACUGAAAAUGACUUUAUGGAUAAUUUAGAAAUCGAUGAAGAAGAUGCCAAAGCAUUCGAACGUUUUCAAAAUCCUCAGGAAGGAAAACGAACAUUAAAAUUAUCUGACAUCAUACUGGAAAAAAUCCAAGAAAAACAACAAGAUAUUCAGAGUAAACUCACUGAUAAUGGAUCUCUUAAUAUAGAGGAUAUAGACCCCCGGGUUCGAGAAAUGUAUGAAGGAGUUAGAGAUGUAAUGAAGCGGUAUCGAAGUGGGAAAGUUCCGAAAGCAUUUAAAAUUAUUCCAAGACUACGAAAUUGGGAGCAGAUUUUAUUUAUAACGGAACCGCAUAAUUGGAGUGCUGCAGCUAUGUUUCAAGGAACACGUAUAUUUUGUUCAGUUCUCUCGCACGCAAUGGCUCAGCGGUUUUAUAAUUUGGUUUUGUUGCCGCGGAUAAGAGACGAUCUUUGUGAAUAUAAAAAACUUAAUAUGCAUUUGUACAAUGCUUUAAAAAAAGCACUAUUCAAACCAGCUGCUUUUAUGAAAGGUAUAAUACUUCCUUUGUUAGAGGCUGGCGAUUGCACAUUGCGAGAAGCAAUUAUAUUUGGAAGCGUCAUCGCACGCAGUUCGAUUCCCGUAUUGCAUUCGUCAGCAUGUUUACUCAAAAUAUGUGAAAUGGGAUAUACAGGAGCAAAUUCAAUAUUUAUUCGCUACUUCCUUGACAAGCGUUAUGCAUUACCUUACCGUGUUAUCGAUGCCGCCGUAUUCCAUUUUAUUAGAUUUGAAAAUGAUAAACGUGAAAUGCCUGUAUUGUGGCAUCAAAGCUUAUUAACAUUUGCACAACGUUAUAAGAACGACAUUUCUUCCGAGCAAAAAGAAGCUUUGCUUAAUUUAUUAAGAAAGCAAUCACACCCAAAGAUUACACCUGAAAUUCGAAGAGAACUUUUGGCAUCAAGUUGUAGAGAUAUUGAAAUGAUGGAAUAUAGCAAUGAGACUGCUGCAAUGCCAGUAGAAAUGUACACUGAUAAAGAUGUUUGCUAUGAGUAAACAUGUUCAACGUAUAGCAUAUAAAUGUGAUUCUGUAUUUAUUGCUAGUUAUCAAUAAUUAACCAAAAUUUCUAGAAAAGUUUUCAUUAAUCUGAAAACUAGUAGAAGAGAGGACAAAAUGAGAGCGUAAAAAGCAGAGUGAGCUGUUAAGGGGUCGUCUCAGUGUGAAAUUUUCGAAAAAAGGAUAAUAUUAUUAUAUAUUAUACAUACAUUAUCGGAUAGUAUGCACUGUAGUAAACAUUCUCUCAAAUUUUGAAAACGAAAUACAAAUUAUUACGGUCACUACAGCGUUUCAUGUAGAAACGGAACAGAGUGGGGAACAUAGCGACUCCAACACAUAAACGCGUUUUUCUCACAAUGGUGUUUUUCUAAACGGUUUCCACUCUCAAAGAAAGUGUUUUGUUUAUCUAGUUCAAAAUUGGAGAGAACAUUUUAAUCGUCAUUCUCUAUAACGCUAUGGAAGCUUUUUUUUACGAAAAACUGUAGAAGUCACAAUAAGACGAUCCCUUAAGUUCUAAUAAUGAAAUUUUUACUAGUCGAAAUUAGUUGCUGUCAUAAGAAAACAUACCUUAAUUUCAUUAAUUUCUAAUAGUUUUGAAUUGUUAAGAAACAAAUCAGAUAUUAGUUACAUAACUACAACUACACAAAAUGUUAGUGUUUGGACUUAUUAGAAUUCGAAGUAAAUGGUAACAUAAUAAUGAAUAUGCAUAUAUAUUAAUUACAUAUUAUAUAAUAUUAUUAUUUUUUAUUAUGAAUAUGAAUUCGUUGGUUUCUUUCAGUCGUUUGCUUUAGCUCAAAAUAUCAUAUACUUAUCUUAGAGAAUAAAUUAUUUAAAAUUCUAUUGGUUAAUUCAAGCUACAACAUAGUGUGGUUGUACUCAGAUUUACUCCCUAAUUUCAGCUAGUUUUCUGGUUUUUACCUUGUCAUUGGUUCGCUUUUUGUGAAAAUAACUGAACAAUUUUUGGAUUCUUUCUGAUAGCUGGCAGUUACUAUUAAUACCGAAACACAUUUUGUACUUUAAUAACAUUUGUAAUAUGCAAGAUGUACAAAAAAUACAGUUAUGUAAUAUUUUUGAAAUUACUAACAAGUUCUUAAUUUCUAUUCAAUAAUUUAUCUUAAAAUAUAAAUUGAGUCCAAUUACAACGCUUAUUUUGAAACCCUUA
Molecule: messenger RNA, 2567 nt
Organism: Bactrocera dorsalis (oriental fruit fly)
Lineage: Eukaryota; Metazoa; Arthropoda; Insecta; Diptera; Tephritidae
Gene: bys
Product: bystin
Exons: 7
Coding region: 94-1404 (436 amino acids)
Biological process (GO): rRNA processing
Cellular component (GO): preribosome, small subunit precursor; nucleolus; cytoplasm
Molecular function (GO): snoRNA binding
Source: RefSeq, a predicted model, not a curated record